AUUCUGUACCUCAACUUACGUCACCUCUGAUCAAGUUACACCUCCAAUGAUAGAGCGAGUUUGAGAAGAAAUUGAUGGGAUGUGUGCAGGAUAACCAGCGGAAGCCACAUACAACAUAUUUAGUUUAAGGACGAGAAACGAAUCUAAAAGAUGAGCUUCAAAUCGAUUAUGCGUUACGCCAGAGCAAAUGAUUUGUAUGAAGAUGUGUCUGUGGGGAACAUUGCAGAAGAACACAGAAGGAAGACUGGCGAGGAUGCGGUGAUUGCAGUGGACGGAGUGGGAUGCGUGUGGUACCUGUACCGUAACUGCGAUUUUCGCUGUGGUGGGCAGUACAAGGAAUUCCGGGAGGCGUGCUGGAACUUUGUGGAGAAAUUCAGUAAAAAUGGCAUUAGACUCGUGUUCUUCUUCAAUGGACUACCACCUGAUGAGAAGAAGGAGAAAUGUCCAGACGUGUCAAAAAAUAAUGUGGAGAAAAUUAAGCAGAAUCUGCACGUGACUGGUAAUGCAUCUACUGGGUGGAAAUGCCUACCAGAGGGGCUGAUACCGUGUGCCAGGGUGAACUUCAGGGAUGUACCAUCAACUGAAGUGCGCCUCUGUGUGGAUGAUUAUUACCAGGAGACCGCUCAGUUCGCAGCUAGCUGCAAAAAUUGUCUCGGUGUGAUGUCAAAUACUGCAACUUUUCUGAUAUAUAAGGAUGCAAAAAACAUGUUCACAUUCGGCGGAUCCCAUCAGAUAGAUGGCGAAGUGAGGAUGAUGCGUUUUCGUUCGUCUGCCAUCGCCUCCCACCUUGGCAUCCAGCAACAAGACCUGCCUGCGCUUGUAACAUUCGCAGGAAGUGAUAACAUCAACUUGGAAGAGAGGCGACGAGUUCACGGGCGACUUAGCUCUCGUUACGGCCGAAGAGAACAUCUAGCCAGCGUUGUAGCGGAGCUGGUGAAGAACAACACGGUGGAGGAAAUGUGCCGCAUUGCGUUUGGUUCCAGGUGGCGAGAAUUCGUCGACACCGUGAAGGCAGACAUUGACCACUUCAGGUACAAGCGAAGGGCAACUGUAAUGGCCUCAGAUAAGUCUAGCUGGUCUGCUGUUCUCCAGCGCAUUACAGCAAAACACUUGUCUGGUGAGAUACCAGCAGCCGUACUCUCAGUUGCCAAGUGUCACACGUUGGACACUGGUCCUGCACUGGAAGAGCUCUUCCACGAUGAGUAUGAUGGAAUGGCGACAGGAGACGUGCUUAAAAGUAUGAGGAGCAGGAUGUACAGUGUACUGCUGUGGGAAAGUGGAGACGGUCCAUUUCAUGUCGAGGAGCUGGUGACCAGGAAGACGGAGGUGUACCGGGAGCAAGUGGAGGUCCAAAAGCACCUGCCACUCAAUGUGGAACACCCAGGCCUGCUGAAACUGUGGGCUGGAGAUGUGGACACGCGCUGGAGGCUAUUCAGCUGGAUAGUGGGGGCUCCUGACUCAGAGGGCUCUUUCCUCAGGUCGCUGGAGCCACAGUAUCUGGUCGUGCCAGCUGCCGCACUGUACUUUCUCCGCCACGAAGUCAAAGUCCUGAGGUGUCAGGAGGCUGAGAUCUUUGCCGUGGUCGCCAUCACUGUAGGCAAUUUCACACCAGAGGAACUGGCCCAAAAACACAUCCCCAUGCUGGAUACACGUGCCGCUUUCCUAGCGAGACUCUUUGUGCGUACCACCCUGCAAGUGCUGGAUGCGGCCAUUGUCUGUGGUCUGUCCUUCCCAACGGAGGCUGACUGCCAGCUGGAUGCCUACUUUGAUGGGAAGUUCUUCCACGAACUUUACCUCAAGGCUAAGAGUCAAUCGUUCUCAAGGGUGGGGACUCAUGCUCCCUGGGACCCUUCAUACCUCGACCCAAUUCACAAGUUGCUGAAUGUUGUAGAACACACCCAUAUUGCUCAUGAGUGAAUGGACAGUCACCAUGCAAUGUAUGACGUUAAUGCACUCCCGCCUACUGCUAAGGGGCAUUAUAUCUAUUUUGAAAAUGUCUGUAUCUGUUGUUGAACAAGAUGAAAAUUACUAUUUUAUUAGCUUCUUAACAGCCAAUCAUGAGUAACAUGGGGAGUGAGAAACACCAUCAUGUCGAAAGCGGCCGAAAUAUAUUAAAACGUUGGUUGGGAAAUACUAAUGCACCGCCGGCCGCGGUGGUCUCGCGGUUCUAGGCGCGCAGUCCAGAACCGUGCGACUGCUACAGUCGCAGGUUCGAAUCCUGCCUCGGGCAUGGAUGUGUGUGAUGUCCUUAGGUUAGUUAGGUUUAAGUAGUUCUAAGUUCUAGGGGACUAAUGACCACAGCAGUUGAGUCCCAUAGUGCUCAGAGCCAUUUUUUACUAAUGCACCAGAAUCCAGAAUAACAUAUGGUCAACAUUGAUCCGUGUCCAAGUACUCCACAGAUUCACUCAUGUAUAAAACUCCAACUUAUGACUAAUCAUGCCACUGUGAAAGAUACAAGGAAUAUUAAGAAGUUGUGUUAUUUUUUUCACUGAAAAAUUAUGUGCACUGCAUUUAAGUUUUUUAAUUAUUUCUAAGUUAUUUGCUGUAUAUAUCAAUGUGUUAUUGAAAUAUUUUGUAACUACAAAUUCACAUAUUCAGGUGAUAUCUAAUAUUACGUGAGUGGUAAUUAACAGGAAGAUAAAUGGUGAAAAACUGUUAUAAAACUAUUUAUGACAGAAUUAUUUGUACAGACUGGCAUAAGAACAUCGCAUGUUUAGAAUAAUUGACCGUCAAAAUUGA
Messenger RNA from Schistocerca gregaria, 2739 nucleotides. Its product is annotated as constitutive coactivator of peroxisome proliferator-activated receptor gamma-like. NCBI's taxonomy places the organism in Eukaryota, Metazoa, Arthropoda, Insecta, Orthoptera, Acrididae. Bases 151 to 1917 code for a protein of 588 amino acids. Gene Ontology annotation, cellular component: nucleus. The transcript has 2 exons. The record is from RefSeq and is a predicted model, not a curated record.